Molecule: messenger RNA, 387 nt
Organism: Knipowitschia caucasica
Lineage: Eukaryota; Metazoa; Chordata; Actinopteri; Gobiiformes; Gobiidae
Source: the annotation of a GenBank genome assembly
AUGAUUGCAGUCUCUUCUCCAGGUGUUGCACGUGGAGCCCUCUGCACCUGCCGCCUGUCCUCACCCUCCCAUCGCGGCUCAGAUUCCCAGGAUGCCUUUGGGCAGCUGCCGACAGACGCGGUCCCCUUUUCCCCUCCUCUCUCGCCGCUUCAGGGUGAGGCCUCCGGACCCAGGGCACGCAGAGCUGUGGCGGGGGAGCGGGGGUUAAGCAUCGGGGGCAGCGGCGGUGAUGGCUGGGAUGCCUGCAGCCGAGGGACUGGACCUCUGACCCGGGCCAGGCUGGUCCACCUGCUGACCACAGACCACUGCUGUCUAUGGAGACGAGGGCUGGACUUGGUCUUGGCUCUAAGUAGCAUUGAGGCUCAGGGGGACAGACAUUUUUUCUAA